Molecule: messenger RNA, 1641 nt
Organism: Alosa alosa (allis shad)
Lineage: Eukaryota; Metazoa; Chordata; Actinopteri; Clupeiformes; Clupeidae
Product: UDP-glucuronosyltransferase 1A5-like
Exons: 5
Coding region: 11-1585 (524 amino acids)
Molecular function (GO): UDP-glycosyltransferase activity
Source: RefSeq, a predicted model, not a curated record
GCAUACAUCCAUGAUGCGUGCUGUCAUCGCGCUGCUGAUCGCUCUCCUGUGCCUGGGCUCUGCUCAGGGUGGGAAGCUGUUAGUGAUCCCAACGGACGGCAGUCCCUGGCGAAGCAUGAAAAUCCUGGUGGAGGAACUGGGGAGGAGAGGUAACGAGGUGGUGGUCGUGAUCCCAGAGGUCAGUCUCAGCUUGGGCCCCUCUGAGCACACCACCACACUGACCUUUCCCGUACCAUACACCCAGGAAAGCUUUGAUGCAGGCUUAGACGAAGAUCUGCUCCAAUUAAUGAACACUGAUCUCUCCACUGCUGUGGCAAGGUUUAGGAAUUACUGGGACACCCUGCAAAUGCUGAGUAAUUACACCAUAAUGACUUGUGAAAGCAUGCUGUACAACAAGGAGCUGAUGCAGACCUUACGGGAUUAUGAGUUUGAUGCUCUCCUCAUUGACCCUUUUUGGACUGUUGGAAUCAUCGUUGGGGCUUAUCUGGACAUUCCGUCUAUCUACAUGAGUGGUCCUUAUCCUUGUCCACUUGACAUUAUAUCCACAAGAUGUCCUCACCCUGUUUCAUACCUGCCACUACGCUACACGCUCUACAGCAAUCGCAUGACCUUGUGGGAGAGGACCGUCAACCUGCUGAGGUCCUUACUGGAGCCUGCGGCCUGCAGUCGUCUCCACGUUCACGCAGACAAGAUGGCCUCUGAUAUCCUGCAGAGGGACACAUCCAUUGUGGAGCUGGCGAGCAACGCAGCACUGUGGCUCGUUCGGUUUGACUUUACCUAUGAGUUCCCCAUGCCUCUGAUGCCCAACAUGAUCAUGAUUGGUGGAAUGAAAGCAGGAAAGCCAAAACCCCUACCACAGGAGGUGGAGGAGUUUGUGAAUGGAUCUGGAGAGCACGGCUUUGUGGUCUUCACCCUGGGCUCAAUGGUGUCCCAGAUGCCAGAAGAGAAGGCCCGAGUGUUCUUCGAGGCAUUCCGGCAGAUUCCACAGAGGGUUUUGUGGAGGUACACUGGACCCGUACCUGAGAACGCCCCAAAGAAUGUCAAACUCAUGAAGUGGCUGCCUCAAAAUGACCUUUUAGGUCACCCGAAGGUGAAGGCUUUCAUCACACAUGGAGGGUCCCAUGGCAUCUACGAGGGUAUAUAUAGCGGUGUUCCCAUGGUGACGAUCCCACUGUUUGUAGACCAGGGAGACAACGCCCAGCGCAUGGUUGCGCGUGGUGUUGCUGAGUCUUUGACCAUUGCUGACGUGACCACAGCCAAAGUGUUGGAAGCACUCAACAAAGUCAUUGGUGACAAGAGUUACAAGGCAAAUAUGAUGAAGCUGUCAGCUGUGCACAAGGACCGUCCGAUUGAACCUCUUGACCUGGCCGUCUUCUGGACCGAGUUUGUAAUGAGACACAAAGGAGCGGACCACUUGCGGUCCACUGCCCACGAGCUGAACUGGGUCCAGUACCACAGCCUUGAUGUGAUCGCGUUGCUUACAACCGCCAUACUCACUGUUGUUGUUGUCACCAUUAAAUCUUGUAUGUUCUGCUUUAGGAAGUGCACAGGAAAGGGGAAACAACACAAAAAUAAGAGAGCAUAGUUGAAAAGUAGUUUUGUUUGAAUUAAAUCAAAUCAUCAUUAAAUCAUCAUAACCUA